UGUGAAUUGACUUCAGCCCUGGCAACGGGCCGGAUACUUUUUUUCACGCUGUGUCAUUGUGCGAUUCAGACGUAAUCCGACCGAAAUCUAAUAUUCCUCUAUUCGACUUUUUUUUUCUGAUUGCAUAAGGUUUCAAACGACAAGCUUUCGAACAUGUCCUGUGGUAAUGAGCAUGUGCAGCAGGAGAAGUACACGCCGGCAAACCAACAGCCGAUCUACAUACACAUACCGCGCUCCAGGAUCAUCAUACUGAAGCUGGGCAAACAGUAUCGUCGCCUCUAUUUGGACGUACAGCCGACAACGAUGGCUGAGCGUCGCGCCCGGCUGGCGGAGGCGCAGAGGGCGGCGGCAAUUGUGCGCCAAGUUAAUCCGAAGCCCAAAUAUGUGGUGACGGUGAUAAUUGGCCCCACCGAGGUGCAGUGCGAUCUGGAGCUGUUGCAGCACAAUUGCGAUUUCUUUGCGCGCGGCAAGCACGGCAUGGCCUACGGCCUGCCCGCCUGCGAUGUCAGUCUCGAGGCCUUUAUGAUCAUAUACAAGUGGAUGGCGAAACCGAACGAGGUGGUGCUGCCGCCGAUGCUGAUGAGCGUCUUUAAGGCGGCCAUGUAUCUGAAGAUUCAGGUGCUGAUCGAUCAGUUUAUGGUCGAGUUUCGGGAUCCGUAUACGGCGCGCGAGGAGAUCGGCUUUCACAUGUUCUUCGGUCUGCACAAGCUGAACGUCUAUGUGCCCUUUCGCAAGACGUUGCGCGUCCACAAGUAUUUCCUCACGCUGAUCGGCACCAAGGACUUUCUCAAUCUGUGGCCCAAUGCGCUCGUCUCGCUGCUCGACUCGCCCAACAUAUGCGUCAACUCCGAGGUGGAGGUUCUGAUCGCUGUCAUACUCUGGCUCCAUCAUGACUAUCAGGCGCGCUGCUCCCACACCGAGCAGCUGCUCGGCUGCGUUCGGUUCGAUAGCAUUCCUUUGGAGGCGCUGCUCCAGCUGCGGCAGCACACCUCCAUCAAUGGACUGGGCCGGCUGCUCUUUCGGCCGGAGAUCGAGAUGUUUCUGAAGCGUGCCCCCUCGCAUAACAACAAUAUACGCUAUUGCAAUCGCCGCAUCUGGGUGUACGAUCAGCUCUGCGAAUAUCAUCAUGACGCGCAUUGCCCCAAGCGCAACUUUAUCACGCUCGGCCAGUUUAAGGCGUUUCAGUUGGCCCUGCGCAACGCGCCCGAUCUGCACUGGUGGCAUCGCCAUCAGCUGAAUCCCUAUGUGCACAAUUGUCGCCACGAGAAGUGCCGCCGCCUAUCCGGACCGCAUGGUCGUCGAUAGGCCGAUGACGGAUGAUGCCCUGGUUGAAAGGAUUCGCCAUAUACCCCCAUAUACGUGCUUCGUCCUUUGAAUGGAUCCAACAUGAUAUCAUAUCGCAGCAUCACAUAUUUCAAUUCAGUUUUGGAUUUGUGGCGAGCACCUAACCUCACUCUAACAUAUUUAUUUUGGACACAACUGUACUAAAUUGUUUCAACAAAAAAAAAAAAAAAAAAGCUGUUAAAACUUGAGUUCCUGCCAUGCGAAUGCCUUCCAUGGCAAUUGUGAACGCAAGUCUCACAGCUUGACGACAAUUUCUUUUGGAAAAACUUGUCCUGCGCUUAACUAAAUGUUCGAUAUGAACAAAUGGAUUGUUCCAAGCCAAAACUAACAGAAAUUUUAAAGAAUAUAAUAAAUGGCAGGGCCUCUUCCAUUGAGGAAUGAGACAAAA
Molecule: messenger RNA, 1732 nt
Organism: Drosophila virilis
Lineage: Eukaryota; Metazoa; Arthropoda; Insecta; Diptera; Drosophilidae
Source: RefSeq, a predicted model, not a curated record